AUGAGUGACAACCGCAAGAAAUUGGCCUUAGCCAUCAUCGACUUCUUGAAAACAAGUAUCGCUGACAAAGUGAUCUCCGAGGAGAAUGUCGAGUCCAUCGAUGUCGCCGUGGAAUGUAUCGCCGACGCUUUUGAAGUUGACAAGGACCAGUCCGGAGGUGCCUCUGCAGCUUUUGGCGGCAAGUCUUUGCUCGAAAUUGCCGAUGCUGCUGUUUCGACUGAGUCUACUAGCGAGACCAAGCAGGAAAUUAGCGCCCAAGACAAGGCCAAGGCCGAGUCAUUGAAGGCUGAAGGUAACAAGGCCAUUGGCGCCAGAGACUUUGACACCGCUGUGGCCAAGUAUACCGAGGCCAUUGCUUUGGACCCAUAUAACGUUGUAUACUACUCAAACAGAGCUGCUGCUUACACUUCUGCAAACCAGCUCGAGAAGGCCGUUGAGGAUGCGGAGAAGGCCAUCGAAUUGGAUCCAACUUUCACCAAGGCCUACUCGAGAUUGGGCUUGGCCCAGUACAACUUGGGCAACAGCGUUGCAGCCAUGAAGGCAUACGAGAAGGGUAUGAACGCCGAGGGUGCUUCUCCAACCGAUGCCAUGAAGUCUGGCUACGAGACUGCUAAGAAGAGAGCCGAGGCAGAGUUGGGAAGCUCUGUGGACUCUGAGGCCGCAAACACCCGUGACGUUGGCGAGAGUGCCAGCACUGGUAACACGGGCGCAGGAGCUGGUGGCUUGCCUGACUUCUCGUCGAUGUUUGGUGGAGGAGGCAUGCCAUCAUUGGCAGAUAUGAUGAACAACCCACAGGUGAUGCAGGCAGCUCAAAACUUGAUGUCGAACCCAGGCGCCUUGCAAGGUUUGAUGAACAACCCAGACAUUGCACGUAUGGCGCAAAACAUGGGCGGUGAAGGUGGUUUGGAAGGGUUGAUGAACAACCCAAUGCUCCGCAACAUGGCACAACAGUUUAUGGGUGGUGCCGGAGCAGGAGCAGGAGCCAGUGGCAACAGUGGAUCUGACAGCCAGCAGUAA
This is a messenger RNA of Sungouiella intermedia, 1017 nucleotides long. Lineage: Eukaryota; Fungi; Ascomycota; Pichiomycetes; Serinales; Metschnikowiaceae. The record is from the annotation of a GenBank genome assembly.